This is a messenger RNA of Oldenlandia corymbosa var. corymbosa, 1029 nucleotides long. The record is from the annotation of a GenBank genome assembly. Lineage: Eukaryota; Viridiplantae; Streptophyta; Magnoliopsida; Gentianales; Rubiaceae.
AUGGUUCUGGAAACAGUUGAAUCAUCAUCUUCAGUUUUGGCUGAUUUGCUCCGCCAAUGUGGUGGUUCUGCCGUCAUAGACGGUGGUCUUGCCACCGAACUUGAACGUCAUGGUGCUGACCUGAAUGACCCUCUUUGGAGUGCUAAGUGCCUCAUGACUUCACCUCAUCUCAUCAGAAGAGUGCAUCUGGACUACCUUGAAGCUGGUGCAAAUAUCAUAGCAUCUGCAUCAUAUCAGGCUACCCUACAAGGAUUUGAAGCCAAGGGCGUACCUAAAGAAGAAUGUGAAGGUUUACUCAGGAGAAGCGUUGAGAUAGCUCGCGAGGCGCGGGAUAUAUUCAACGACAGAGCCAGCAAAGGUUUUUGGGAUGUUCAUAAUGAAGAUGUCAAGGCUUCAAGGCGUCCUGUACUUGUUGCUGCUUCAGUUGGAAGCUAUGGAGCUUACCUAGCUGAUGGUUCCGAAUACAGUGGUUUAUAUGGGGACAAGGUAUCUUUGGAGACUUUGAAAGAUUUCCACAGAAGAAGGAUUCAGGUUCUUGCCGAUUCUGGUGCUGACCUGAUUGCAUUUGAGACUAUUCCAAAUAAAUUGGAAGCUCAGGCCUUUGCUGAGAUCAUGGAGGAAGAGAACAUAAAAAUCCCUGCUUGGUUUUCUUUCAAUUCAAAGGAUGGAGUCAAUGUUGUCAGUGGGGAUUCCAUAGCUGAUUGUGCUUCGAUUGCUGAUUCGUGCGAGCGAAUUGUUGCAGUUGGAAUAAACUGCACUCCUCCACGCUUCAUCCAUGGACUAAUCCAAUCAAUCCGCGAGACAACUAAGAAGCCAAUUCUAAUCUAUCCAAACAGUGGCGAAACUUACGACGCUGAUAGAAAGCAGUGGGUGCCUUCAGAAGGAUCAGUACACGAAGACUUCGUAUCAUACGUUGGCAAGUGGCGCGAGGCCGGGGCAUCGCUCAUCGGAGGCUGUUGCAGAACAACUCCCAACACCAUCAGAGCAAUCUCUAAAGCUCUCUCUGCUAAAUCCUUCCCAGCUGACUAA